ACUACAAUGUAGCGUGCUACUGGUAGUAACCAUCCUUUCUAACGUACUAUUUAAAAAUAUAACGCGUAUUAAAAGGCAAGCAAAAUCCAUCAUAUAUUCUGUAUGCAACAAACAAUACUUUCUUUCUGAACAUAGCAGUCAAAUUCGGUGUUUUGUUCACAAUGAAGAGCGCAAAUUGGGACAGCUGAUCGUGAUCUAUCUACAUGACGUCAUCAACGCCUCAUUUCACCAAAUUCCCCAGUGACUCCUUUACAAUCCUUAUCGCUGAUAUUCAGUCGAUGAUCCAAUCCCUAAAAAGUUCGGGUUUUACCAGUAGUCCACAAAAAUCGGAUGCAUUUAAACAGCGCGUUGCUGCUAAAUGAAACAUUUCGUUGAUGAGCGGCACGGAAAACAAUAAAGAGGACGUGAACCCAGCACGUUUAAAUUGUUAUUAAUUGUUCUGUGGUUUAUUAACACCCGCAAAUCCCCAAACAAUGUUUUCCACAAGAGAAAAUCGAUGCCGCCGCUUCCAGUCCAACAUCUUUAACAAAAGUAAAUGUAAAAACUGCUUCAAAACCGUGGAUUCGCACAAACUCAGCGAGGCAGACCUAUAUCAGAGCAAACCUGUUCAGGUGGGCUGGCUUCUUUUGGCCCCUGAGUGCAUUGACUUCAGCAAUCCGGGCCACAGGAAACGGAAAUGGCAGAGGAGAUAUUUUGUGUUGUACGAGCAUGGGCUUCUACGCUACUCUUUGGAUGAGAUGGCAGGUACGUUGCCCCAAGGAAGUGUUAAUAUGACUCAGUGUUGCGAGUUACUUGAUGCUUCAUCUCAAACCGGAUUCCAGAACUGUUUGAGGUUGUGCUUCACUGAACGAGACUUUUACAUUAAAGCCGAAAACGCAGUCAGCAUCAGCAGGUGGCAGGAAAAUCUGAUCGUUUACCCCAAAGCUGCUAAAUCAAAUCAAAGGAAAAAGAAGAAAGAUAUUGAUCUUCUACAGCAGACAGACGAACUACAAACCUCCAGCAGCAGUACUGAUAGGAGAAGUAGCAGUAGUGGAAGUAGUUUUAACAGUAGUAUUAUUAGAAGAGGAAGUCUUAAUUCUAGUAAUAUCAGUGCCGGAAGAGCGUCCCAGGCCGUAAGCGAUGUAUUAAGCACCAGUAAGGGCAGCAUAGUUAGUGGUUGCAGGGUCAAGGGCAGCGGUAGUAUAGGGACCGGUAAAAAAGAGCGAGCAGGCAGCCUGGUGAGUGCGUUGGAGGGGGUCUCUUUGAUCUCUUCAGAAAAGAAGCUGGAGGAGGAGUCACCCAAUGGUGAAGUCAUGGCCUCUUCCAGCAGUGAUGCUCCAUCACUCAACAGCAUGCUGGGAUCAUCACUCUCUCCAUCGCGCAAUCAGUUCUCAGGCUGCUCCGGCACAGACGGCAAUAAGAAUCGUCUAGGAAUUGAAAGUGGCUAUUCCUCUCUGGAGAAGACUAGUCCUCUUGUUGGUGAUGCACAAUCACACACUGACUCCAGAAGAUCUCGGGUCUCUGAGCAGCAGGAGAGUUUAUGUCUCACUCGUGAUGCUGAACCCUCGACCUCCACUGAACAAAAUGACAAACCAGCUGCCAGUACGCCCCAGGUUUUGUCUCCAAAUUAUGACAUUCCUGAUCUACCUCGACCUUCCACCUCAUGCAGUUUUCGCUCCAAAUCACUGGAACGGACACUUGAUCGCACCCCCACUCCUGACCUCCUCAAUUUCAAGAAGGGAUGGAUGUCUAGACUGGGAGAAGAUGGAAAGUGGCGGAAACAUUGGUUCGUUCUUACUGACCAAACUUUGCGCUUUUACCAGGACUCUGUAGCCGAAGAGGCAGCAGAUGUGGAUGGUGAGAUCAACCUGUCAACCUGUUAUGAUGUCACAGAUUACCCUGUACAGAGAAACUAUGGGUUUCAGAUUCAUACAAAAGAUGGGGUCUUCACACUUUGUGCUAUGACUUAUGGGAUACGGCGGAACUGGGUCCAGGCUGUUAUGAAAAAUAUCCGACCCACUGUUGCCCCUGAUGUCACAUGUUCUGUUCCUCAAAAGGCGAUUGGUGCGCAUACUCGUACAGGCUCCAUCAAUCAGUACAAUACACUUCCCCAGGAGGAGGAGAAAAGAAGUCGCAUCCGUGAUCGUCGUAAAGAAGGCCGUUACAAAACCUUCGACUGGGCAGAAUUGAGUUGUAAACAAAACAAGGAGGAGUUGUCCAGUGACUUGUCAGGAAGGGAAUGGAACCAUUAUUAUGAGCACCGGGUCCCACCUGCACCUGCAUCAUCCCCUGAAGGGCCGGUUGUAUGUUUUGAAUCUGUGGCUUUAGGAAAGGAAUGUCCUCAGAAGACAAGACUUUAUCAGAGUCUAAAAAGCAUGUCCACUCAUGUACCAUCACACUCAACGAUGGUAGUGACCAAUCAUACCUCCCCUGGAUCAAUAAGCCCGGACAGCUUGGAGGUGGAUGCAGCUUCAGUACGUGUUUACUGUGACAGCCCUGGGGAUUGGCUGGUGAAAAGACCUAAAAAGGAAAAGAAGUUACAGGUUGAUCGGCCCACUUCUCCUAUGCUAGUCAACUUCUCUUCAUCCUCAGUCCAGACCGAAUGGCAAUGGGAGGUGGAGCUUCAAAGCCUGCGUAGAGAGAUAGAAUCUGAGCAAGAAAGGAGUCAAACACAAGAGAGUGAGUCUAAACUUUCUGAGUCCAGACUCCAAGGCGAGCUCAAUGAUACCCAAGACUGCCUUCGAAAGGCAGAAUUAAGAACUCAAGAGGCAGAAACUCUACUGAAGGAGCGCGAGGGGGUGCUGGAAGACCUACAGAGAAGAUUGGAUGAGGUAACUGGCUGUCUCAAAUCAAUAGAGGAGGCACAAGCCCUGAAAGAAGUUCGGCUGCAGAGGCACCUGCGUCUUCUACAAGAGAGCCAAGAAAGGGAAAGGAGGAGCUUCAGUGACAGCCUUGACCAAUCAGAGCAGCGUUUAAAGGAAUUAGAGGAGCGCCUGAGGCUGAAAGAAGCUGAGCUGGAUAAAAGGCCAACGGGUGAAGUAACUGAGCUUGUACAAAGGUGCCAGGAGCUGCAAAACCAGCUUGAAGAGUCCGACUGUGAGGUCGGACGCCUGCAGGCACGCCUUCACACCGAAGAGACUCUUUAUUACGACAUGGAACACGAUUAUGAACGAGCUUGCGAAGAGACACAGGGCUUGCGAGGUGCCCUGCAGGACUGUGAGAGAGUUUGCGAGGAGCGUUUCCAAACCCAGUUGGAGCGGAAACAACAGGACCUAGACAGGAAGGAGCGCGAACUACAGGAAGUGCUUGUCAAGAUGGCUGUUCUUGGGAGUAGUCUUGAGGAGACAGAACGUAGGCUCAAGGAAGCUCAAACUAUUCCUCCAGAAGUGAAUGCUUCCUUUGAUACAAUGACCGAGCCACAAUGUAUGUUAAAGGUCUCAAACAUCAGAGAGAAAAUGAUAAGGAAGAAUGGCUCAGAAACACAACCCAUUAUUCCAGGGGAAGAGUCUGAUCGGGUGAUCUCUGUGAUUCAGGCGCUGGAGCUCAAAUUGUGCGACACUGAAGAUCGACUCCGGGAGCUUACCAUUCACCUACAGCAACAGAAACUCAACAAAGGGCCACACACACUCAAUGAUUCUUGUUGUGGGCACACUUCCAUCCAGAAUCUGGAUGGCUUACUCUUUGUAAAUGCUCUUCCGAGUUGUACUGGUGCUUUGAAUAUCCUGCAAGGAAAAGCUGUACUUUGUGAGAAUCCAGGAAGUUUUCAAACUCUGAACAUGAUCAGCAGAGUGCUGUCGUUGGAGGCACUGGUCAUCCAAAGGAUGGCCUCUGCGCUUGAGCAUCCGAGCACUGAGCUCCUUAGUAGACUGUCGGAUCUACGUGUCAAUGUGUUUAGGAUGUCACAAGGAGGGAAUGAUUGUGGGGCUGUGGAAUCUAGAUACUCUCAGAUCUUCCUGUACCUUCAAGAACAAGAUCAGACAAACAGUAUAUUAAGUGAAGAUGAUAUCCAAAGAUUAUGUGUGAGAGCAGAAUUGGCAUACCUCAUACACACAGUCCAUACGCAUUCAUCACAGGAGCAGCAGGGUUCUGGGCCAUUUAACCUGUUGCCUUGGCCAGUUUUGGAUAGUUCUCUAUCCGGCUCAAAAAAGGAAAAUGAGUCCAAGCAGGGUUACAAGCUUGCUGAUAUAAGCCCAUCCGAGCUUGCCCCCUACAGUGAGCAGAUGGAAGAACUUGCAGCCAAUCUUCUCCUUGAGGACUCAGAAGUACAGCUGGCAUACAGAAAGAACUUAGCAGCAGAGCUUCAUGCUCAGGCCCAAUCACUGCAGGACCUCUCUACACAUCUACAGUCCAAUCUUAAAGAAACUGGCAUGACCGGUGAACUUCCCGCAAGUGUUUUAAAGGUUGCUAUGUGUCAGGCUGCUCUGGCGUACAUGGCUUGUAGACUACGUUCGGCCAUGCAGCAGGAGAUGAGUGCUCUAUGCAAACAACGAGAGCAGGCGGAGUACGAGGCUCGUGCGGUGUGUCGUAGCAUGGAGGUUCUGCUACAGGAACAGACCGAACUCUACGAGGAGAAGUUGCUUGAGGGUCGUGUCGUUGUAGAGAAGGUGGAGCAGGGGCAUGUCUCUGCUGAGGUAAAUGCCCAUUUGAGGGUGGAUGAGGCAGAAAGACUGCAGGUGGAGUUUGAGGAGAAACUCCAGGAGCUCCAGAAAAUACAUGAGGAGGAGAUGAGUCGCCUCCAUAAAUACUACAUUCAGAACAUGCCAACAGCUCCACCGCUCUCCUUACAAGAAGACAAUGGAGAGUUGGAGCAAGUGUCGAUCACUGCUCUCCAAGUAAGAAUCCGAGAACUCCAGAGUGAAAUCACUUUCUUGAAGCAGGAGCUUAGCAAGCAGGAUGCCUUUCAGCUAGACCUAGAAAGUGUCAAGGCCACGUAUGAGCAUGCUUUUAGCCUUAUGGAGGAGAGCCACCAGCGAGUGAUUGAUGAGAUGCAAAGGCAGCAUCAAAGAGAAGUGGAAAGACUGACGGAAGAAAGAGAGAGAGUGCUGCAGGAAGAAACCAAUGCUACGAUUGCAGCCAUUGAAGCCAUGAGGAAAGCCCAUAAGGAAGAAAUGGACAAGACUCAUAAGGCCAUGCAGAGUGGAGCCAAUGUGGACAUCUGCCAGCUUCAUGCACAAUACAAUGAGGAGCUUGAAUCACUGCAUAGAGAACUGGAGGUGUUGUCCGAGCAGUAUUCUCAGAAAUGUAUUGAGAACACUCAUUUAACCCAAACCAUGGAGGCUGAAAGGGACGCGUUAGGCAUCACGCAGAGAGAGAACCAGGAGCUUCACGCUCACAACCGGGAGUUAAAUGAGUGUUUGGCUGCCGAGUUAUCUCUGAUGCAUUCACGGAUGAAUGGGGAGGUGAAGCACACGCAGUCCUCUCAGGAGAAAGACGUUUAUCAGCUGGAGGUGAAUCUGAGAGUGAAGGAAUCGGAGAUUAAAUGUUUGAAACAAGAGAUCACCUCACUUAAAUUGGAGCUACAGGCAGCAAAUACGCAUUUUAAAGAGUUACAGUUAGAGCUGAGUGCUUUAGGAGUCAAAACUCAAAAUGGCUUGAGGAUAGAGCCAGGUAGAAAGCGGAGUUUAAAAUAUGAUCUGAUGAAAUCCAGGAGUAACCCUGACUGUUCUACACACUCGCAAGCCGUCGGAUCCAAGAGUCUUAAGGAUGGACUUACUGUUCUGGAGAGGAUGAAGCUCUUUGAAUUAACUGGCACGCAAAAAACUUGAGUGUGUGUGUGUGUGUGUGUGUGUGUGAGAGAAAGAGAGACAUAAUUUUAGUUUUUGAUGUGGGUUGAAUUAUUUAAAUGUAUAUUUUCCUAACACACUGAAUUCUAAUUAUACCUAUAGUCACCGGUGUGUGUGUUUGUAUGUCUCAGUCAUUUUAAUUGUUAUGUUACUACAUUAGACGGAUCCAAAUAGAACUGAUUAUUUUAGGUUGUCU
This is a messenger RNA of Triplophysa dalaica, 5958 nucleotides long. Its product is annotated as myosin phosphatase Rho-interacting protein. The record is from RefSeq and is a predicted model, not a curated record. The transcript has 23 exons. The coding region runs from base 474 to 5744 and encodes 1756 amino acids. Gene Ontology annotation, molecular function: actin filament binding. NCBI's taxonomy places the organism in Eukaryota, Metazoa, Chordata, Actinopteri, Cypriniformes, Nemacheilidae. Gene Ontology annotation, cellular component: actin cytoskeleton. Gene Ontology annotation, biological process: actin filament organization.